AAGUUAAAAAAAUAAUCUGCGAAACGGCCACUUAAUCUGCAUUCAUAAUCCAAUUAAUGGAAGAUUCUACAAGCUCAGCAAACAUCCUCUUACAAGAAUUUCCGGGACGGACACUUCCGACCGUCGGCCUGCGAUCAAAUCAAAGUUCCUGGGUUCUUAACUGCUGCCCCAUCUCGGUUUUUCCUGUUGAUAAUUGUGAAGAUAGUGGUGUUCUUUUGUGGUUUCGCCCAGCUCCUCUUCCUUUUUUGUUUGUGAUGAUGAUUGGAUAUAAAUUCAUAUGCAAGCAAGGAUUAUGGAGUUUAUUGUUUAUGUUGUUGGAUGUACAAGGAUGAAUUAAGAAUAAAAUUCUGGCCGUAUAUCAUUGGGUAACCAGUGCUUUAAGGGACAUUUGGUGCUUGUUGCAGCGGAAUUUCUUACAGAUAGGUACAAUGAACAAUAGCAGUAAUAGGCAGAGAAACCUCGGACCAGGGGUCCAAUAUUUGCUGGAUUAUCUGAAAAGAAUGCAGGCUGAGAAUCCCGGUUUCUUUUAUGCAACUGAGGGUGAUAGUGAGCACUGUGGAAAUGUGUUUUGGACCGAUGCGACUUCCCGGGCAAAUUAUAGCUAUUUUUGGGACACUGUUAGAGUUGAUACGUCAUAUCGGACAAACCGUUCUAAGAUACCAUUUAUCACUUUCACGGGCAUAAACCAUCAUGCUCAGCCUGUCCUCUUUGGCUGUGCAUUGCUUUUGAAUGAAUCUGAUAGCUCUUUCAUUUGGCUGCUCCAAACAUGGCUUCGAGCAAUGUCUGGACGAAGCCCUGUCUCGAUCACUUGUGAUCCUGAUCGACUCAUUCAGAUGGCUGUGGCACAAGUUCUUCCAGAAGCACGCAGUCGUUUUUGUAGAUGGAGCAUAUUCAGACAGACACAGGACAAGUUGUCUAAUGUAUAUCAAACAAAUUCUACUUUUGAUUUUGAGUUCCAAAAGUGCGUCAAUGAAGCCGACACAGUCGAGGAGUUUGAGUCUUGUUGGGCAACCCUCUUGAGUAGAUACUACUUGAUGGAUAAUGAAUGGCUUCAGUCUUUAUAUAAUAUUCGUGAUCAAUGGGUUCCAAUUUAUCUGAGAGAUGUGUUCUUUGGGGAAUUAUCCACAGUGGAGCACAAUGAUGCCUUAAGUUUGUUCUUUGAUGGGCUUUUGAGUACCUCCACCACCAUACAGUUGUUAAUUAAACAGUAUGAAAAGACCAUUUCGAGUUGGCAUGAAAAGGAAUUGAAGGAUGAUUUUGAUACUUCUAAUACUACACCAGUUCUGAAGACACCAUCCCCUAUGGAAAAGCAAGCUGCUAAUCUUUAUACUAGGAGGAUAUUCAUGAAAUUUCAAGGGGAACUGGUUGAAACUCUUGCUAAUCCUGCAACUAUAGUGGAUGACUCUGGUACAGUAAUCACAUAUCGGGUUGCCAAAUUUGGUGAAGAGCACAAAGCUCACACAGUUAGGUUCAACGCAUUUGAGAUGAAAGCUACUUGUAGUUGUCGAAUGUUUGAGUUCUCAGGUAUUAUUUGUAGGCAUGUACUCUCAGUUUUCAGAGCAAAAAAUGUGCUUAUGCUCCCUCCUGAGUAUGUUCUGAAACGCUGGACAAGAAAUGCAAAGACUGGUGUUGGAGAAUCCGAACCUGAUUCUGCUUUUGGGUUGCCUAGCAAUUCUCAGGAUUCUCCAAUUAUUCGCCAUAAUAAUUUACGCCAAGAGGCUGUAAAGUAUGUGGAAGAAGGUGCGAAAUCUAUACAUGUUUACAAUGUGGCAAUGAGUGCUCUGCAAGAAGCUUCAAAACGAGUUUCUGCUGCAAAAUGCAAAAAUUCAGGAACCACACUGGGGACAAGCGAAGCUAAUGGAGGAAAUCUGGAGAUGCAUGCAAUUGAGAACCAAUCUGCAUCAUGUUUAUCAAGGGAAGAGAAGGAUAAGAAAAUUCGUGAACUAAGCACCGAGUUGGAACGGACAAAUCAAAGGUGUGAAGUAUAUCGUGCGAUUCUACUUGCACUUUUUAGAGACAUUGAAGACCAGAAGUUGAAGCUCUCAGUGAAGGUCCAAAAUGCUCGUCUUUCGUUGAAAGAGUGAAUAGAUAAGUCAUUCGUUUCUGUUUCCAUCUGUUUUGACUUGCACAGCGCUCCUCAGCUUUUUCUUUUCGGAAAAUUCAUGCUACCCAGUUAGGUAAUACCUCAGUGGCGUUUAUGAGUCGUUGGAUAUGUAUGUGAGGACUUGAAGUCUAUUACAUUUCUGGCAAAAACAUGGGAUGAUUUCUUUACCCCUUUGUGUGACCGAAUUACGGUUGACAUUUAUGUGUUUGCUGCUUGUUAA
Molecule: messenger RNA, 2324 nt
Organism: Sesamum indicum (sesame)
Lineage: Eukaryota; Viridiplantae; Streptophyta; Magnoliopsida; Lamiales; Pedaliaceae
Gene: FRS9
Product: FAR1-related sequence 9
Biological process (GO): regulation of DNA-templated transcription
Molecular function (GO): zinc ion binding
Source: RefSeq, a predicted model, not a curated record